Messenger RNA from Rhizoctonia solani, 1803 nucleotides. RefSeq names its product enoyl-CoA hydratase/isomerase family protein. NCBI's taxonomy places the organism in Eukaryota, Fungi, Basidiomycota, Agaricomycetes, Cantharellales, Ceratobasidiaceae. The record is from RefSeq and is a predicted model, not a curated record. Gene Ontology annotation, molecular function: 3-hydroxyisobutyryl-CoA hydrolase activity. The transcript is spliced from 14 exons. Gene Ontology annotation, biological process: L-valine catabolic process. Gene Ontology annotation, cellular component: mitochondrion. The coding region runs from base 1 to 1803 and encodes 600 amino acids.
AUGGCUUCAAGGACAGGGACUCAGACGUCUCCACCACCGAAGAAAAUGGCGCACUUUCCUAAGAUUGAAUCACAAGCAUCCGAGUCCCAUGACUUCAGGCGUGUGCUCUGGACUGGUGAACAUAGCCAGCUGGUCAUCAUGACUAUUCCAGUGGAUGGAGAAAUCGGGGAAGAAGUUCAUACCGUCGACCAGCAUCUGAUGUUUACAAGCGGGACCGCCAAAGCGAUUGUUGCAGGCGAAGAAAAAACGGUCAAGGAGGGCGACUUGGUUAUUGUGCCAGCUGGCACCAAGCAUAACUUUAUUAACACCGCUAAGACUCCUCUGGUACUAUACACUGUAUAUGCGCCUGCCGAACACGCGACUACCUCUGUGCACAAAUCUUUGGAGGAAGGAGAGAAACUUGAGGAGGCUGUAGCAAGGCACCUCUCUGGGACGGCUCCCGUAGAUGAAGCUCCGGUCUUAUUCAAGAGUGAAGGCAACACGCGGACCUAUAUUCUGAAUCGUCCUGCGGCACUAAACACAUUAAAUGAGAAUAUGAUAGACAUGCUAGGGGCUCAAAUUAAAGAAUGGAAUGCGAAUAAACUCUGCAACCUUAUCAUUGGUCGGGGCAAUAACAGGGCUUUCUGCGCGGGUGGGGACGUAAAGGAUAUAAUAAUGAAUGCGGCGACACCCGAAAAACAACCCGAAGCAAUCAGGUUCUUCAAGAAAGAAUUCGAGUUAGAUUUCGCGCUCGCUACCCUAACGAAGCCCUAUGUGUCUGUGAUGGACGGCUAUACAAUGGGAGGCGGAGUCGGGUUAUCGAUCGGUGCACCCUUUCGGAUAGCGACCGAGGCCUCGAGUUUCGCGAUGCCAGAAGCAAAGAUCGGUUAUUCCCCAGAUGUUGGGGCCACUUAUUUCCUGCCUCGAUUGGAUGGCGAGCUUGGGACGUAUCUGGCUCUCACAUCGAACGCUAUCAGCGGUCGGACAAUUUAUGAAUUCGGGCUAGCAACACACUUUGUGCCACAGAGGCGCCUCCCGACUCUUCUUGCCGCCCUCUCCUCACUCGCCGACACUUCCCCGGAGGCCAUCAACCGAACGAUUGAAGAACACUCCGCCGAUAUCUCACCUGAAGAUCCAUCUGGAGCUUUUAGAGGCGAGCGCCGCAAGGUAUUAGACGCAUGCUUCUCUUACGACCGUGUGGAGUCCAUCAUCAAAGACCUUCAAGAUGUUGUGUCUUCUGCUGGGUCCCAGGCACAAUGGGCUCAGGAAACACUAGAUGCAAUGCUGGCGCGAAGCCCCACUAGCCUGAGAGUGGCCCUACAAGCUGUGCGUCGAGGAAAGCACAAGGAGCUGGCCGAUGCGUUGCAAAUGGAGAUGGGGGUUGCCACUGCCUUCUGUACCGGCGCGUCUCCUGAUUUCAUUACUGGGGUCACGCAUCUACUAGUCAAUAAACAGAAGACUAGAGCCGCUUGGUCUCCAGACACUCUUGAAAAGACCCCAGAGGAUAUUACCAACCAGUUCUUUGACCAAUCGCCAUAUGUGCAACGGGCGCCCAGACUGGACUUAGACCGGACGGUGACGCCAGGGGACAAACUGACUCGCUAUGCGCUCCCCAACGAGGCAACUGUAGAGGCCGCAGUCAAAGGAUCUCUUCCUGGUUCUGGAAGUUUCGCGCUCACACCAACAGAGCUUAUUUCAUCGUUUGAGAGGCGGUGCGGACAAAAGGCCGGAUUAAAACAAAAGAUACAAGACAUUAUUGGUGAGUUGGUCGCCUCCAAGUCCGGUUACGAGCGUCUAUUGACCGAUGCUGGGGGUAAUGAAUAG